AUGGUUGGUACUAUGGAAGCUGCUGCAGUGUCUGCAGCAGUAUCUGCAACAUUGAAGCUUGUGUGCAACAAGUUAGCUCCACUUGUUAUCAAAGAAUACAGCUCUAUAGUGGGUGUUGAAAAGGACCUCCGGGAACUCCAAGAUCUAGCUCUGGAGAUCAAUCAACGGCUGGAAGCAGCAGGAGACAGAGCUAUGGGGGAUGCUCCAUCGCUCAAAAAGUUGAAAGAAGCCGUUUAUGAGGUUGAUGAUGUUGUGGAUGAGUUCCAACUGAAGGCUGAAAAAUAUGAAGCUGAUGGUGAUGGUGGAUUUGUGUCCAAAUACCUGUACACAAAACCAAAUUCACUUAUAUUUCAAUGCCAGGCUGCCAAAAAGAUCGAGAAAAUUAAGAAGAUGUUUGAUGUCCUUGUGAAGCAAAGAAGUAUUUUGAAUUCAGUGGUUGUCAAUGAUCCUGUUAGCCAUAUAAAAGAGACACCUACGAAUAUGCAAACAUUGCCCUUCGUGGAUGAGGCAGCAGUAAUCGGAAGAGACCAAGAGAUGAAUGAUAUUCUAUCUGAGCUGUUACAGGAUGUUGACCAACAGAGAAUCAAGAUAGUUUCAAUAGUUGGACUUGGUGACUCUGGGAAAACUAAACUGGCCCAGCUGAUUUUCAGUAAAGUCAAAAAUGAAAAUUGUAAUCAUUUUCCAGUUAAACUAUGGGUUCAUGUGUCACAAGAGGAAUUUCAACUUGAAAAAAUUCUCAAGAAGCCAUUUGAUGCUAUUUCAAACGAGAGGUCCGAUGGCCUUUCCUUGACGUAUAUGGCCAAUAAAAUCUCAGACGGAUUGACCAACAAAAGGUUCCUACUUGUAUUGGAUGAUGUUUGGACUCAAGGCCGUAUUAAGUGGGCAGAGUUCAUGGUACAUCUAAAGCAUGGCUCACCAGGAAGCAGGAUUCUACUCACUACUCGUAGUAGAAAUGUUGCUGAAGCAGUGGAAUCUACAACACUAAUCGACUUGCCAUCAUUGUCUGAGGAUUAUAGCUGGCAAGUAUUUCAGCAAAGCUAUGGAAAUGCUGUGGAACAUGACUUUGAAGAAGUUGGGAAAGAGAUUGUGAACAAGUGUGGUGGGGUGCCAUUAGCAAUUAAAGUUCUUGCAGGGGUCCUCCGAGUCAAGAAACGAUUAGAACAAUAG
Miscanthus lutarioriparius is the source of this 1167-nucleotide messenger RNA. The record is from the annotation of a GenBank genome assembly. NCBI's taxonomy places the organism in Eukaryota, Viridiplantae, Streptophyta, Magnoliopsida, Poales, Poaceae.